This is a messenger RNA of Aspergillus chevalieri, 594 nucleotides long. RefSeq lists its product as uncharacterized. The record is from RefSeq and is a predicted model, not a curated record. Lineage: Eukaryota; Fungi; Ascomycota; Eurotiomycetes; Eurotiales; Aspergillaceae. The transcript has a single exon. The coding region runs from base 1 to 594 and encodes 197 amino acids.
AUGGAAACGGUUGAUGGUUGUUUAGACUAUGCCUUUGCGUCGAGGGAUCCGUUCAACAUCCCUGAACUAGCAAGACUGCUGAGCGACUUAGAAGAGUAUCACCAAAAGAAGCUCCAAAAGGAAACACAAAAGAAGUUGGAGAAACAAGCUGCAGCAACACAAGAGCCAGCACCAGCACCAGCAUCAACAGAAGCACCAAAACCCAAGAAAAUAAAAGCUUGGAAACCACGAACACCACGCUGCCAUCAAAUUGCUCUCCGCCCAUCCACUUUCGACGUACGCCGCAUCAAAGGCCCCACAGAGAUCAUCAUCAUGAUCAUGGAUCACCUUCCUCACUUCCGCGAUAUUAAGACCCUGAUGUGGGUGUUUCCGCAGUGGAGACACAUGGUUCCGCAGGCAUGUUGGCGAGAUCGGUUUAUCAAAGAGCUUGCACUGCAUGAGCCAUCUCAGAAUGCUAAUGCGCUGGACUGGCUGUAUCUUUAUUUCUAUGCAGAUCAGUUGCUGGCUAAGUCUCAUGGGUGGUUGUUUUGGAAGCACGUAUUGGAUUCUCUGGAGAAGACGAAAGUUGCUUUUUUGAUUUUCGAUGAACACUAG